Paraglomus brasilianum is the source of this 607-nucleotide messenger RNA. The record is from the annotation of a GenBank genome assembly. NCBI's taxonomy places the organism in Eukaryota, Fungi, Glomeromycota, Glomeromycetes, Paraglomerales, Paraglomeraceae.
UGUCAAGAAGCUGUCGUCUGAUUUUCACAAUGCUGAGCUUACUUUAGAAGCCUCACCUGAAGAAAUUUCGCGCCUUGUAAGUGCUAGUAUGGAGAAAUAUGAAAGGCUUCUGGCAGUCAAAAAAGGCAUGAUGAAUUUCUCAAACCGAAAUACAGUUGUUAAGAUAGCAACUGGACGAAGUCAUACAAGAAAAGGAAUUGAAAACCUGCCAGGUCGUACAGCCCAUAAUAUUCCCAUUUAUGUUUUAACGUAUGAUAUUCAAUGGCAAUCAAUCGAACAAACAUUGAAUAGAGCUGCUCAGUAUUAUCAAGAUUUGGCAGCAGUGAAUCAUAAUAACGAGAUUUGCAAACGUGACAGUAAAAUCCACGAACUAGAGUCGAAAGAAGCUUUAUUACAAGAAGAAAUUCAGACUUUGCAGAAUACAUUGGCUUCAAUUACAGACAAAAGGAAAGAACUAGGUAAUAAUUCCACAAGUCAAAUUACUAGAACAGAAGUUCUCAAUAGUUUGAAUGACGGAAAAGGCUUCCUAGUCGGCAAUGAGAUAUCAGCCGGCGUUUUAACACAGGCUUUAGACAAUCCCAAAUACCAUUAUCGUCUUUUUCGACCG